GGUCUCUCGGCUUCUCGUCCGGUUUCACGGGUAGUCUCCGCCGCCGGCGCCGGUACUGGCUUCAGUGUCCCGAGUUUCAGUUUGGAAGGAGAUCACUGGAAGAUGCUGAGGAGUCUGCUCUACAGUGCUGCACUUCUCCCAGACGUGUCUUCAUAGCUUUCUCAUUCGGGAGCAGACGGACCUGAGGACAUGGAAAAGCACAUCCCCAUGCAUCCGUUACCAGAAGAGAUUCAGAUGAUGCCUCGUGAUGAGACUGUUUGCAAAUAUUGUGGUGUCAGUUACCUGAUACUCCAUGAAUUCAAGCUUCUGGAAGACAAAGUAAAAGCCCUGGAGAAAGAGCUGCAUUCUUACCAGGGAAGUGCAGAACGGGAGAAACGCCUUCAAGAAGAACUUUGCUGUCUCCGCCAAGAGCAUGAGCGAAGCAAGAAUGACAGCGAGUCCAAAACAGAAAGGCUGCAGAUUACAUUGUUGCAACUGAAGGAAAAGGAAGAUGAACUUCAGAUUUUGACAACUGAGCUUACAACUUGUCAACAGGCACUUAGAACUGCAAGAGAGCAAAAACAGCUGUUGGGGGAGAAGACUGCCAAGCAAGAGGCACUUCUAAGACGGAGCCUAUCAUUGUUGAGACAUCUUCAGUCAGACCACAGCGUUAUUAAAAAUAAUGUCCAAGCCAUCAUGGGACGGUGGAAUGGUUUCAGAAGAGACAUUACUCGCCAAAUUGAAGACACUGCAAGAAGUCAUUCAGCAGAAAUUAUUAGUCUUCAUGGACAUCUCAAAGAAUUCCAACUAGAAAAUGUUUCUCUUCGAAAUCAAGUGAAAAAUCUGCAAGCAGUUGCCGAAUCUGUCACACUUACAUCAACGCAGCUUCAAAAGUCACGAGAGAUGGAAACUGAAUUAAAAAACAAAUGUCAAGAGAUGGAAAAGCAAAUCAUAGAUUUACAACAACAGUUGGAAACAGUAAGAACGGAUUUCCAUAAAGUAACUAAAGAAGUGCAACACCACCAGGAUAUUUCCAUAAUUAAAACUAGAGAAGCAAAUGAGCUCCAAAAUAAUCUUCAGAGAAUGGAAUCUGAUAAAGAAGCCACAAUCCUGAGGUAA
Molecule: messenger RNA, 1098 nt
Organism: Bufo bufo (common toad)
Lineage: Eukaryota; Metazoa; Chordata; Amphibia; Anura; Bufonidae
Product: filament-like plant protein 3
Exons: 9
Coding region: 190-1098 (302 amino acids)
Source: RefSeq, a predicted model, not a curated record